UCUCAUCUUCAGAGAAGCAAGGCAAACAAAAAGAAAAAGUCACGAGUUUUUUUUUUUCUGGAUUUCUUCGCUUCCACCGGAGGAAGAGCCAGGAGUUGAUCGAAUCCUGCCUCGCCCCAAUCGCUCGUGCGCGAUUUGAUCCCGUCGUCCCUGCUCGCUCGCUCGCUCGCUCGCUCGAUCGAUCUAAACCCCUGGUCGAUCUGAUGGCGGCCAACGCCGGCAACAAGAUCCGCAACGCCAAGCUGGUUCUUCUUGGAGAUGUGGGCACUGGCAAGUCAAGCCUCGUUCUCCGGUUUGUGAAAGGCCAGUUUGUUGAGUUCCAGGAGUCCACCAUCGGCGCCGCCUUCUUCUCGCAGACCUUGGCUGUUAAUGAUGAGACGGUGAAGUUUGAAAUCUGGGAUACGGCCGGGCAGGAGAGGUACCACAGCUUGGCGCCGAUGUACUACCGGGGUGCUGCUGCUGCAGUAGUUGUCUAUGACAUCACAAAUGCGGCCUCUUUCACGCGUGCAAAAAAAUGGGUUCAAGAACUUCAAGCACAAGGAAACCCUAACACGAUAAUGGCUCUUGCUGGUAACAAGGCUGAUAUGGUAGAGGCGAGGCAGGUGCCAGCAGAAGAAGCAAAGACCUACGCACAAGAGAAUGGCCUCUUCUUCAUGGAAACUUCUGCGAAGACGGCGAUAAAUGUGAACGAUAUAUUUCACGAGAUCGCAAAGAGAUUGCUCCAGGGACAGCAGGCUCAAGAAGCACCAGCUGGAAUGGUUCUCAACCAGAGACCAGCUGAGAGGAUGGUGAGCAGUUCAUCAUGCUGCUCGUAAUUAUUGGUGUUGGGUGUGGACUACAAAACUACAUAUGCCAUGGCCUGAAAUCCAAGAGAAGUAUGUAUGCAUCACAGAUGCCCUCAAAGCUUGUAAAGUAGCUGCUGUCAUCUCGCUCUUGUUUCUUAUCUUUAUCAUGUUCGUUCUGUAAAUGUGAAUACUAGGGUGUCGCUGCAGAGAUUCAGAUGUGUUACUACAGUGUAUGCUCUUGCUUAAGUAUUUCUCAACAGUGAAACAAAGUAAAGCAAAGUCUAGUCAUAUUCGUCUUAUUUGAUUCGAUUCAGAUCGUGCAGUGAGCUU
Messenger RNA from Oryza brachyantha (malo sina), 1115 nucleotides. Its product is annotated as ras-related protein Rab5A. Bases 204 to 815 code for a protein of 203 amino acids. The record is from RefSeq and is a predicted model, not a curated record. Gene Ontology annotation, molecular function: GTPase activity; GTP binding. The transcript is spliced from 7 exons. NCBI's taxonomy places the organism in Eukaryota, Viridiplantae, Streptophyta, Magnoliopsida, Poales, Poaceae.